AUGAAAGCCGCAUUCUUUCAACAAAUUGUUGAAUUGUACAAAGCAUCUAAUACCGAAAAGCAACAAGAAAUUGUAACAGAACUUGUGAAAUGCGGAAAUCCAGAAUCAUUUUUAAAAUUUCUUAAUAAUCGUCUCGCUUCUAAGAAUAUUCAAUUCCAACCAACAUUUUCACUUUCUAUAGACUAUUGUUUAGAGAUGGGUACAAAGUUUAAACAAGAAACGUUGAAUGGUUUUGUUGAUUUCUUCAUCAGACUAUUAGAACAACAUCCAAAUCCAACAUCAUUUACUAAAUUUUCGAAAUUCCUUGUUUCUGUUUUCGCAAAUGUUGAUUCAUACGAUACAGACAAAAUGUUUAAUAUUUUGAAAGAUCUUCCAGCGGAUCUAUCAAUUCUUCCGUUAUCAUAUUUUGCAUCGCAGAACAAGCAGUAUCUCCAGCAUGUCUUUGAUAAGGCAAUUCAAACAAAACCAGCAGAUGAAAGUUCAGCCAUACUUUUGUAUUGCCAAGCAACAUCAAUAUUAUUCAAAUGCGCUAAAGACAAUGUUACAUAUGACAAAGAUACUGUUUACAAGCGAACAGAAGAUUUUCUUAAACAUAAAUCUUUAACUCUUACUCAAAAAUUCACUUUAUUCAAUGCUGCCUUAGUUUUCUUAGAUCGUGAUACAUGCAACAACAUGAUUAAUACUCAUUACAAGAAACUUUGCUUAGAAAUAGAUUCUUCGUCCAAAAAUGAAGAUUUUGCAGAAGCUCUCAACGCAUCAGCCGCUGUUCUCAGUCAUAUCAAGGCAGAAACAGUCAUUGAUCCUUGUUUGGUCUACGAUACUCUCUUUAAUCAGAUUUUAAUUUAUUAUCGACCAUCGGAUAUAAUUGAUUCUUCAUUAGUCAAUGCAUGUUCAGUCAUUGAACCAGAAUCACUCAAAUUCCUUCUCAAUCCUUUCAUUGCUGCCAAUGUAAAUCCUAAUUGUGCCUAUUUCAUCAUUUCCCACUUCCCACAUGAUGAUUACAUCAAAUAUCUCAUUGGUAUCGAUACAGGCUUAUCAAUAACAGUACCUCAAUACCGUCAGAUCCUUUAUUAUUUGAAUAAUCAUGAUGUAAAAUCAACUUACAUUCCUCAUUUAUUCAAAAUUUUGACGGUAAGUGACAUGCCAUGUUUAGAUCCAAUUCUAGACAGAUCUCCACACAUGUACUGCACUGCCGCUGCAAAGUAUUUAGCAACAAGUGAUGAUAAAGCUAAAAUCGAGUACAUAGCGAAUGCUCUUUCUAAAAGAAAAAUGUUACCUUUCAUUAGAUCGAGGCAACUUCCAAAUGCAUUUGUAAAUGUUGCAAUACAGACAUUACAAGGUGAAGCAGCAACAUUUCCUUUCGCUGUUAUCAUGGAGUAUCUCUACGCUUGUUGCAGUUGCAUUGAAGAUGAAAACGAUGAAAGUGAAAUGGUCACAUUCCAAAACAAAUUUUCAAGAAAAACAAAGAAAUUACAUCAUGAAUAUGAAGAAGAUGAAGAAGAAAAAUCUCCUUUGACUCCUAAACAACAAGAAAAAACUUCUCAGCCAGAAGAAGAAACUCCUAAACAACAAGAAAAUCCUCAAAAUGAAGAAGAAAAACCUAAAAACGAAGAAAAUCAAGAAGAAACAAAAAGUGACAAUGGGGAAGUAAAAAGUGACAAAAAUAAUGAUAAUGAAGAAGAAGAAAAUCAAAAUAAUAAUGAGGAAGAAGAACAAAAAGAUAAGGAACCAAAAAGUGACAAACCUCAAGAUGAAGAAAAUAAAAGUGACAAUGAAAAAUCAAAAAGUGACAAACUUCAAGAAGAACCAAAAAGUGACAAUGAGGAAGUAAAAAGUGACAAAACUCAAGAUGAAGAAAAUAAAGUUUCUGAUGAAAAUAAAGGUGAUAAACCAGUUAUGAUGAGGAAAGACUUUUCAACAGCACUUUUAUUUACAAUUGGUGACAGUGCAGCCAAAGAUCUUCCAUUAGAUUUCUUCGAUGUUUCAACAGUGAAAUGCGAAUCAUUGAGUCCAGCCAAUUUAGUUUACAACAUUGUUCAGAGGUUAAAUGAUUUCUCAACAACAUUAACUAACAUGGUUUUGGAUGGAAUAAGAGAAGGAAAGUCCCAAAACUGCAUAAUGAUUGCAGCAAUUUCAGGAGAUCAACAACUACUUAAUCAAUGUGUCCAAGUUCUUUCUGAAACUCCUUCAAUGUUAAUCCACUUCUUCACAGUUUGCUGCUGUGUUUCGCCAAGAAUAGCUGUGGAAGAAAUGGUCAGAUACUACUCAAAGGUUGAAAAGAAACAAACAUUGUUCAUUUUCAAUAAAACAGUUUUGAAUACUGAUGAAAUAAGGUUAGAAACCGUUUUACAUUCAUUGAUUUCUAUGUCACCUUUUAUUCAAAUUACAGAACAAAUUUUAGAUUUACUUAGAAUGACGUUUGAACACUCAAAUGGUUCAUUUUUGUCAUUUGAAGCCAUCAAUUCCAUCUGUAAGAGAUCGAAGAAGACAUAUGACGUAGAAAACUUGAUCGAUUUGAUGUUGAAAUUCUCAGAAAAUGUUGAUUCAAAGACAUUCAUUGAUUCACUUUGUUCUGUUCUCAAAAUUUCUAAAAAUAUUUCUCAAGAAAUCGCCGAAAAAGUGUCAAAAGUUUGGAUGAAACUAUUAAUAACUGAAAAGAUUUCUCCUUCAAAAGAUUGCGAAUUCGAGAAAACAUUUUUGCAGGCGAGAUUUAGAGAAGUAACAUUGAUUCCGUUUUUGACAAAACUCGAACAAAGUUUUAUCAAACACGAAGAUUGUUUAUUGUUGUAUGACAGUUUGGAAAGGAUUAUCAGAAUGAAAGAAAUCAAAUCAAAGUAUUUGCAAAGAUAUAUAACACUUUGCAUUUCAAAUUCUCUUUCUUCUAAUAAAGAAAUCCGAAAAUUCUGCAUCAAAACUCUCAAAAAGUUCGUGAAAUUGAAUGAGACGAUAAGUCUUGAAAUAACGAACAAUUUCACAACAGAUACAAUUGAUGCAACCCGACCAUUUUAUGACGAACUCGCCAGCAAAUUCGAUAUAAACACAAGGAUAUUGUUAGCUGAAGCAGUUAUGAAGCAUUUCAUGGAGUGUUUGAAGACAAACAGAGUUUCCAUUUUGAUUUUCUUGGAUUGUUUGAUAAAUUUGGACAAAAACAACGAAGUUUUCAUGAGUAAAACAAAGUUUUUCGUUGUAAAUUUAAUGAAAAUGUCACAAUUCUUGGAAUUCAAGUCUCCUUUGGCUUCUCUUCAUUGUAACAUUUUGUAUACAUUGGCUUGCAAUUCUCCCAAUUCUUUCUUCGACCAAGUUUUGGAAACAAACGCUGAUUCUUUGUACAUGCGUUUGUUUUUGGAGAGAUAUUACAAUGAACCAACAUUUUCAAGGGCAUUUUCUCAUUUCGUUUAUUACAAAGUUGAAGAAAUUGUAAUGAAAAAUGAUGAGUUCUUGAUGCUGAAAUUGCUGAUGUUUUUGGAACGAAACAUCGUGAAAAACAUUUAUUUGUACACAGAUCCAAAUGAAAUUUCGAGUUUCUUGUUCACUUUGUUCUUGAUUUUGAGCGAUUUAUAUAACGCAAGAUCUUCAAGGAAAACUCCAAACGAAGUACAGGAAAUGUUGACUGUUUUGUUCCAAAUUUGCCAGAAAUUCUAUAAAAAUACAACAGUUAGUUUACAAAAGAACCAAUUUGACUUCACAUGUGAAGAGAAGUAUUCAAAUUGUUUGUCAGAUUUUGUAUCUCAAUUUUCUCGACUUCCAAAUCCGACAGUUUCACUUUUUGUCAACAAAAUCUUUGGAUUAGCGAAUAACAAAGCACAUUCCAGCAAUGCAGGCAUUGUCUUUGCAUAUUUAUUAGCAAGUUAUUCGCAGGCGUAUUCCAAAGAAAGUCAGAAAUUGUUGACAGAAUACUUAGGAAUGUUUUUCAGUUUCUUGAAAGAAGGAAAAGCAAAUGAUCCUAAAAUCGUUAGUUCUUUGAUGUCCGCGAUCAUCCUCUUCACGCCAACAUCGUUUAGGACAUUAGAUUUGCAUCAGAUCCAGAGAUUAUUGAAUGUAACUCUUGAAACAGCGAAAAUGAAUCCACAGAAAGCUUUGAAAGUUAUAAAUUUGAUUGUCUCUUCAAGUGACAGCAAAGCAAUUGAAACAUCACUUGGAUCUAUUGUUGGAACAAUCAGAGUGUUAGUUGAGAACAAGAUGAACGAAAAGGAAUGUUUUAGCUUGUUGAGAAGUGUCUUGAAAGUCAGAAAACAAGCGGAAUGGUUCAUCAAAGAUUCUCCAAUUUCUUUCAAUAAAAUGACACAAAUUGUUGUUUUGAACAGAGACGAAGAUGUUGAAGCAAUUCUCAUGAUGUUGUUGGAUUGCAAAGAGUUUAAUACUGAUGAGAUUUAUACACAAAUGACGGGUUUGUACGCAGCUGUUGAACAGAGUUAUUCGCACUACAUAAAGAUGUGUGAAAAUGUUCUUUCUAAAGUUGAUCCUGCGAAAAUUAACUCACAUCAGAUGAAUUUGUUGAAGAGUAUAAUUAUUCCUUUGUGUUCUGUUGGAGAUGGAAGUGCUGACAUGAUAUUGGAUAGGUUCACGCAGUUUAUCACUGUUGCAAUGGAAAAGAACUCAAAUAGCGG
Messenger RNA from Trichomonas vaginalis G3, 4607 nucleotides. RefSeq names its product protein CBG23787 family. Lineage: Eukaryota; Parabasalia; Trichomonadida; Trichomonadidae. The annotation marks the transcript as partial. The record is from RefSeq and is a predicted model, not a curated record. The transcript has a single exon.